This is a messenger RNA of Megalobrama amblycephala (Wuchang bream), 3282 nucleotides long. RefSeq names its product scavenger receptor cysteine-rich type 1 protein M130-like. Bases 360 to 3152 code for a protein of 930 amino acids. The transcript is spliced from 12 exons. Lineage: Eukaryota; Metazoa; Chordata; Actinopteri; Cypriniformes; Xenocyprididae. The record is from RefSeq and is a predicted model, not a curated record. Gene Ontology annotation, cellular component: membrane.
GUGCCAAAAAUAACUUUAAAAUGUUCAGUUUAUUAUAAUUUCUAUAUUUAAAGCAAAGAUCAAGUAUUUUUGUGUGUGAAAUCAAGUGUCAGUAAGUGAUCAGUCAGUCAUCAGUGUUGUAUGUUGUGUGUGCAGAUCCAGGCUUUGAUGCUGAAUAUAACCUGCAGUGUUUCUCUCUCAAUCUCUUUAAGUUUAGUGUGACUUUAUCUCCACGCUGACAUAUGACUGACACGAGUCUGUCCUCAGUGAAGUGUCUCUUCACGCUGGAGGAGGAGUCCCGCUCAUCAGCGCUCACACUUUAUUGAUAUAUAUGGAGAAAAUAAAAAUGCUGCUUUCUGAUUUGUCACUGAUUGUGUUUGAUGAUUUCCUCUGUUGUGUCUAAUAAGGUAACAGUGAGUGUCAUUGGCAGCUGUGAGAGUCUCUCUCUCUUUAGGGGACUGACAGGAGCCAGUUUCUUCAGUGUGUUUGAGGGAGCAGAAGGAGAAACAGAGUCAAACAAACAGUGUGACGAGCAGAAGAAGAUGGAGGGAUGUCUGACACUCGUUUUACUCUCCUCUAUAGUCACUCUAACAACAUCUGAUUUCAAGAAUGUGAGGUUGGUUGGUGGCAACAGUCCCUGUGCUGGUAGAGUGGAGGUUCAUCAUGAUGGUCAGUGGGGAACAGUGUGUGAUGAUGGCUGGGAUAUGAAUGACGCUAAAGUGGUGUGUAGAGAGCUGGACUGUGGGGAUGCUCUAGAGGCUCUUGGUGAUAAUAAGGCUCAUUUUGGAGCAGGAUCAGGACAAAUCUGGAUGGAGUCUGUGGCCUGUAGAGGAUCAGAGUCAACACUGAAGAACUGUAAAUCAGAUGGAUGGGGUAAACAUGACUGUGGUCAUGGUGAAGAUGCUGGAGUCAGAUGCUCAGAUCAUAAGCAUUCUAGGCUUGUUAAUGGAUCUCACUUGUGCUCUGGGAGAUUAGAGGUGGUUCAUGGAAAAACACUGUACACAGUGUGUGCUGCUGCCUUUGACCAGCAGGAUGCAGAGGUUGUGUGUAGAGAGCUGGACUGUGGGGCUCCUGUACAGGUGCUGGGAGAAGAUGCUUUUGGAAAAGGAGAUGCUCAGAUGUGGACACAAGAGCUUCAGUGCAGAGGAGAUGAAUCUUAUAUAUCUUUCUGUUCAACAUCACCUCUCAAAAACAACUGUACCCAUGAGAAUGGCAUUGGAUUGUUAUGUUCUGGUUACACUGAUCUCAGACUGGUCAAUGGUCCUGACAUCUGUUCUGGUCGAGUUGAGCUUCAGUACUUCAGUAAAUGGGGCACAGUGUGUGAUGCAUGCUGGGAUAUGAGAGCUGCCAGUGUCCUCUGUAGACAGCUGAAUUGUGGGAUUGCUGUGUCUGUUCUGGGAUCAGACUGGUUUGGAGAGGGAAGUGGUGAAAUCUGGGCUGAUGUGUUUGAUUGUGACGGGAAUGAAACAAAACUCUCAGAAUGUUCCAUCUCUUCAUGGAGUCGAGCUGAAUGUUCCCAUAGACGAGAUGUUGGAGUCAUCUGCUCUAAUUCCUCUCUGGCUGUUCAUGAUGGUCUGGUACGGUUGUCUGGAGAGAGACAGUGUGAGGGGGAGGUGGAAGUUUCCAUCCAUCAGGUCUGGAGGAGAGUUCUGCUGGACUCCUGGAGUCUCACUGAAUCCUCUGUGGUCUGCAGACAGCUGGGCUGUGGCUCUGUGCUGAGCUUCUCCGGCUCCUCUUCAUCCAGUCCUGAACACAGUCAUGAGUGUGUGACGGGCUUCCAGUGCUCUGGGAGUGAAGCUCAUCUGGGGAACUGCAGCUCUCCACAAACUCUUAACUGCAGCUCCACACAACAGCUGUCAAUCACCUGCCUUGGUCGCGGGUCCAUCAGGUUGGUGGGUUCUGGGGGAGACUGUGCAGGGAGGCUGGAGGUUUUUCACAGCGGCUCAUGGGGGACAGUGUGUGAUGACUCCUGGGAUAUUAAAGAUGCCCAUGUGGUGUGCAGACAGCUGCAGUGUGGAGUGGCCCUCAGUAACCAGCAGGUACCAGCCUGGUUUGGUCCUGGUUCUGGACCCAUAUGGCUGGAUGAGGUGGAGUGUGAGGGGAAUGAGACGUCCCUGUGGAGCUGCUCUUCUCCAGGCUGGGGAGAACAUGACUGUCAACACAAGGAGGAUGUCGGAGUUGUGUGUUCAGAGUUUAAAGAGAUCAUGUUAACUGAGGGCUGUGAAGGGAAUUUGGAGGUUUUCUACAAUGGAUCCUGGGGUAAUGUGUGCUGGAACCAGAUGGAAAGAGACACAGCAAGUCUGAUCUGUCAAGAGCUGAACUGUGGAAGAUCUGGUGUUUUGUCUGAUUCUACAACAAGACUGGAAUCAGCUCCUAACUGGCUGGAUAAAGUGAAAUGUCGACCACAUGAUUCAAAUCUAUGGCAGUGUCCAUCUUCACACUGGGGACAGAAUGACUGUGGUGAAGAUGAAGUGGCCAAAAUCACCUGCUUGGUGGAGGAGAGUGAUGAGUCUCCUUGGAGUCAUUUGACAUGUUCAACAUCUCCUUAUCAGAGAAAGUGUUCAAAUCAUGUUCCUCUCAGACUGAGUGGAGGGGAGGGCCGGUGCUCUGGGAGGCUGGAGGUGUUUCAUAACGCUGUGUGGGGCUCAGUCUGUGAUGAUCUGUGGGACAUCAGCGAUGCUCAGGUGGUCUGCAGACAGCUGGGUUGUGGAGCAGCACUGAGGGCUGAUGGGAAUUCAACCUUUGGUGCUGGUGAAGAUGUUGUGUGGCUGAACAAAGUCGAGUGCAGAGGGAAUGAGAUUCACCUGUGGGACUGUCCUCUCUCCCUGAAGAACCACACUGACUGCUCCAACAAAGAUCACGCUGGACUCACCUGUGCAGAUUUGUCAGUGUCCACUACUCCUGCCACAACAACAUCUUCUCCUCCUCCAGUUUCUCAGACAGUGAGCUCAACAUCAGUCUCUCGUCCACAAACUCCUCCGUCUCUCUCUGUGCUUGUGAUUGUACUGGGAGUUGUGCUCUUACUGCUCUUAGUGCCACUGCUUAUACUGAUUCAGCAGAACAGAGUGAUGAGGAGAGCUCUCUCUAAGAGGAGACACAGGAGCACGACUGAGGCCGUUUAUGAGGAGAUUCAUCACAGACACAAUCACUUCACUCAGAGGGGUGAGACAUGAGCCGUGAAUCUUAUUUAAUAUGAUGAAUUAAUAAGAGAGUCUGUCAGACACUUGAUGUUCAUCUAUUAUUAGUCCUGUUAAACCUCCUGCAGAAAACCACAGAGCUGCAGGUGCAGGUGUGUGUGUGUGU